AUGGAGUCUGGCUUAGAAGAGCUCCGAGGCCACGAUGAUGAUCUGGUCGAGUCGCCCAGUCAAGUACAUCUAUCUGCUGAAGACAUUUCCGAUUUAUCGAUAAAAGUGCCAGGGGAAUCGCCUGAGCCUCGAGAGCAAGAGGAAAACAGACAGGAACAAUUGAUUUACCACUCUCUUACUACUUCUGCUGCUUGUGAAGGGAGAGAAGAGAGAGAAGAGAGAGAAGAGAGAGAAGAGAGAGAAGAGAGAGAAGAGAGAGAAGAGAGAGAAGAGAGAGAAGAGAGAGAAGAGAGAGAAGAGAGAGAAGAGAGAGAAGAGAGAGAAGAGAGAGAAGAGAGAGAAGAGAGAGAAGAGAGAGAAGGGAGAGAGGAGAAAGAGUGUGAAAGCAUGAAAGAGAGCAAGCCAUCUACUGAGGCUGGGGCGACCCCAUCCCUCCCAACAGGUUCUCAAAAUGAGCCACAAGAAGAGCAUCAUGAACAUUCGGCUGGUGAACAGGAUGACGAUCAAUUGCAGACCGAUCUGAACCAUGAACUACACAUUGCGAUCGAGAACGACGAUUUGAACAUGGUAACGAAGGUUCUCGAUGAGGGUGCCGAUCUAGAGGCACGGUUCUUCUACAGAUUCAACCCCGAUUUUGAUGUUAGUCGCGGUCUGACACCACUGCUGCUUGCAGCUGGACUAGGUCUUGGGGAUAUCUUCCAAUUACUUUUGGACCGAGGCGCAGACAUAUCGGCUAGGACGACCGAUCUUGAAGAACCUGCUUUUUAUAUUGCUGCUCGAUGUGGAAGAAUGAGCACUAUGGAAAUUGUGCUUGAAAAAUCUGGAGCAGACACCCUUGAAGACUCAAAUAAUCAAGGUCGAAGGCCACUUGGUGCUGCAGCAAUAAAUGGCCAUCUUGACGUCGUGAAUUUUCUGAUUUCUCGUGGCGCAGAUGUCACCGCCAAAGACGGCGACGGCUUUUCAUCAUUGCAUCUUGCCACUUACGAGGGGGAACUCAGUAUCGCCCAACGACUACUUGCAGAAAAUCCAGAGCUGUUAGAAGAUCGAGACUGUAAUGGGGAUACGAGCUUCGCAAUUGCAGCCUCUCUUGGCUUUUUACCCCUCGUGGAGUUUUUCAUGACCCAGAAAGCGGAUAUUUAUGCGAAAGGCAGAUAUGGCGGGACUGGAUGGCAUCUGUCAGCCAAGGAAGGACACAUUGACGUUAUCAAGAAGCUGUUUCAUCAUGAUCCCGGGUUUCGUGAUACACAGAAUGACCUUCAAGAGACGGCAUUGAUAUUGGCGGCCGGUGAUGGUCAUGUGUCUGUCGUUGAACAGCUCCUCUCCUGGGGGUCAGAUAUCGACGCCCGGAGAUAUAAUGACAACGGAGCCAUUCAUGGGGCUGCUCGAUACGGACAUGUCAAGAUGGCUGAGCUUCUGCUGCGUCAAAGGAGAGACCUUUUACAUUCCAGGGGGUUUAAUGGCCGAACACCCUUUUCAAUGGCAGCGGAGGAAGGUCAGCUGGCGAUGUGUGAGUUCCUAGCUGAAGAGGGAGCAGAUAUCACAACUAUGGAUCAGGAUGAAAACCAGCCGAUUCAUCUUGCUGCCGCCUUUGGUCAUCUCCCCAUUGUCGAAAGUCUCUUACGGAUGAAUCAGGAUCUCCUCAACGCGAGAGGAAAUCUAGGCCAGACAGCCCUUUUUCAAGCCCUGAUGUAUUCAACUUCGACUGUCGGCGAUUACCUCCUAUUCCAAAAAAAUGCGGACACCAGCAUCGUUGACCGGAAUUCGGCUACUAUACUUCAUGCUGCUGCACACAGAGGUCAUAUCAAGGCUUCAAAGUACAUCCUCCAAACGCAUCCUGAGAUAAUUGAUUACAAGGAUAUAAAGGGACAUACGGCUCUGGCUAUAGCUUCUACGUUUGGAUACUCUGACUUUGUCAUUGAUCUUUUGAACGAGGGCGCAGACGCCACACUUAAAAAUCAGAGUGGGCGUACUCCCCUGCACAUCGCGUGCUGCAAUGGAUAUUUAGAGAUCACCAGGCUUCUUUCCGGCCCACAAGCAAAAUACAGGUCUCGCAACAGCCAAAUUGCUUACAUCGGUGCCAACGAUAACGACGGUGACACUGCCUUGAUUGAUGCCAUUACAGAGAGUCACACUUCUAUUGCGCUUCAUCUUUUGGAGACGGAUAUUUUCUUCCCUCAAAGCCCUUCCAAUGUUGAUCCCUAUGUUUCGCGGGACAAGGAGAAGACCAAAGUCGAAGACUUCCUUAUGAAUCUUCUCCAGGAAGAAUCAGGCGAGGCGAAGCCUAAAAUAGAGGCAGCCACCUACUGGGCCAUUUCAAAUGGAAGAAAAUCACUGUUGAGCAAGUUUGUGAGCGACCAUGGGCUGGAUCUUAAAUCUUGGAGCCGAGGAGGACUAUCAUGUACUCAUGUGGCUUCUUUCGGUGACAAUGUUGAUCUGAUGAAGUACUUGCUCCUGGAUCAGGGGUGCCCAUUGACCUGUGAUCCGAAUGGCAUUUCACCAUUUCACAUUGCAGUGAAAUAUAACCAGGUUGACUUGGUGCAAAAGAUGAUCUUGUGGCUUGACAAGCCCGCCACGGAUGAUGGCUCAGUAUCAUCGAUUGAGCCCGAAGACCUCGCUCUACGUGAAAUUCAUGGUACUCGAAAUGGUGCCCGUUGCGCUAUUCUGAAGAAACAAAAGGAUGGCCACACAUCUAUCUCUUUGGCAGCUUCAGGGAGGUAUGAGAACCACCGGAGGCUUGAGGCACUCUUAUGGGACACCUUGGAUAGAAGCAUCGAACAGAACAAAAUCUUCGCCCCAGGUCAAGAGCUAGAUGAGGAGGCUCAUCUGAUUCUGGAGCUCGCUGCUCAGUUCGACGAUCCAGGAACCGAAAUUCAUUUGAGAGCCUAUCUCAAUCGCAUGAUGCAAGCUGAAGCUGCUCCGGUGGAAGAUACUACACUGCGCCUGGCAGUCCAUUGCCAGUUGCCAGUUGUGGUUUGGUGGCUUCUUUCCAAUGGAGGUUACCGCAGCGGAAAUCACAUUGAGGAUGCUCAAUGCCUAGUCGCUGAGUGGGACAAGCGGGAUGAACACGGCAGGUACACUCAAGUCCACAUCAGAAAGGACAUCAAAGAAAUCAUGAAUGAAGUUCUUGAGAACCCUCCUCCUCUUUUGAAGCAGGAAGCGUGGAGAUAUGAAGAGAAGCUACCGGAGUUUCAACAUAAAAAAGAGAAAUUCAGCUCGCUGAAAGGAACUGUCAUAGACUUCUUCCAUGAGGGGCACACGGCUUCCUUCCAACUCAAACGCCGUCCAAUAUCUGCCAUAAUCUACGAAGAAGGGCCUCAAAAGAUCAUGGAGCCAGGCAAGUAUGGCGACCUCAAAUCCAUCAAAGACAAGAUUACUCAGAAACCCGAUGGGCCUCCAUUGAAAUGGCGGAAAGACAAGCAUCAGAAAACCUUUGACCACACCAGUGGCGAUGACACUUCUGGUGCUCUGGUCAAAAAGCCCAAAGCCAGCCGCACAAAUGGUCCCACUUCCAAUGUGGAGCUCGAGGAAUCUAAUACGAAACGCAAAACUAAUGACCCAACUUGGGCCGCUCCUAUGCUGAGCGAGAAGACCACUGAAGCGCGAAAACCUCCAGACUUGAGGUGGAUCCAUAUCCCGGAGAACAAUGUAAGUAGUGAGCUAUAUCUGUGGAUAUCCGGCUUAUUAUGUCCUGUUUACUGA
Penicillium salamii is the source of this 3699-nucleotide messenger RNA. The record is from the annotation of a GenBank genome assembly. NCBI's taxonomy places the organism in Eukaryota, Fungi, Ascomycota, Eurotiomycetes, Eurotiales, Aspergillaceae.